Molecule: messenger RNA, 1637 nt
Organism: Erigeron canadensis
Lineage: Eukaryota; Viridiplantae; Streptophyta; Magnoliopsida; Asterales; Asteraceae
Exons: 1
Coding region: 105-1544 (479 amino acids)
Source: RefSeq, a predicted model, not a curated record
AAAUAUCAAAACCACACACGUGUCAUCAUAUAAUUGGUCCACAGCUUGCCAACAAGUCUUUCAGUCUGAUCUUCUCAUAUUUUCUGACAAACACUCGUCUGCUCAUGGAACUCACUGCCACAACAAACCCCCUCUUAUUUCCCACCAAUCCAAGAACAAGAAAUCCAAUCAUCACAUCUUUCAAAAGAUCAAAUCUUUUUGAUGUAUAUUCAUCUUUAUACACUUCCCAAAUCACAAUUUCUGCAAACUUUAAAACCAACCAUAAAAAUCCAAUCUUUAUAACCCAUUGUUCUACAAACCCCACAAUUUCAGAUGAUAAAGAUAAUGUAAUUAAGGAUCAAGAUUCAAACUUUAUACACAAUUCAGAUGUUGAUUUCAAAAACCAACAAAAGCCCAAUAUAAACCAAGAAAAAUCAACUUCAAGUUCAUUGAUUUCUAGAGGUUUGGUUCUUGAUUUGGGCUCGGAAGGUUCUUGGGAUAGCUUUGAAGUUGGUUCUCCUGUGGUGAGAAGGUUCUUGAGUGAUGAAGAAGAGAGGUGGUACAUGUGGUACUAUGGGAGGUCAGGUGGGAGUUCGGGUUCGGGUUCGAUAGGUUUAGCGGUUUCUAGUAAUGGGAUUCAUUGGGAAAGAGGCAAAGGUGGUGUUCAGUCAGGAAGUGAUGUUGGAUUAGUCUUGAAAUCAAGUACUGAUUGGUGGUCUUUUGAUACAAAUGGUGUUAUGCCAGGUGAAAUAGUUAUCAUGUCUAGUUCCAAGAUUAGAGCAAGUAAUGCAGUUUAUUGGUUGUAUUAUACUGGUUUUAGUAAUGAAAAGAUUGAAUUUUUAGAUGAUUCUCUUGGUUUUAGCUUAGAAAAUCCUGAAAGUUGUGUUAAAAAUGGUGGAUUUGGAAAGAUUUGUAGGUCUUUGCCUGGUUUAGCUAUGAGUCAAGACGGUAGGCAUUGGGCAAGGAUAGAAGGAGAUCAUCAUAGUGGAGCUUUAUUCGAUUUAGGAUCCGAAGGGGAAUGGGAUUCGAUGUUUAUAUCUUCUCCACAAGUUGUUUUUCAUAGUAGUGGUGAUCUCAGGAUGUAUUACCACUCUUUUGAUAACGAAAAGGGCCAUUUUGCAAUUGGAAUGGCCCGAUCACGUGAUGGUAUGAGGUGGGUGAAGCUUGGGAAGAUAAUGGGGGGUGGAAGAAGUGGUAAUUUUGAUGAGUAUGGUGUGAUGAAUCCUUGUGUUGUUAGGAACAAGAAAGAUGGUGGUUAUUUGAUGGUUUAUGAAGGGGUCAAUGUAGAUGGGAGAAGGGCAAUUGGGUUGGCUCAGUCUACGGAUGGCCUAAAAGAAUGGUGUCGGGUUGAGGGUGAGCCCAUUUUGAAGUCAACUGAAGAAAAGGGGUGUUGGGAUGAUGAAGGGGUCGGGUCGCCUUGUCUUGUUCAUAUGGAAGGUGAGAAUGAUGAAUGGAGGUUGUAUUACAAAGGGAUAGGGCAAAACGGGCAUUCAGGGAUUGGAAUGGCGGUUUCUGAAGGUAAAGACUUCAAGAAUUUCCGAAGAUGGACUGGAUUUCAUCUCUGAUAGACAAACUAUACACUUAUUUGUAAAUCUAUGAUACAUUAUUAUUUGUUUGUAAUUGGUAAAUGGUUGUAUACUUAGUUUUCUUCUGCUAAA